GUAACGGAUCCGGAACUGUUGAAACUGAUCCAAAUCAAAGAGUUUCACCACUUUUCGCACCGGCCAUACAUUAUUCCCGGUGGUAUAUACAGGAACUGGAAAUAUCACCAAAUGGUAACUCGCGUGGAGUCGUUUCGGUGGAAGAAGAUGCGGACAAUACUGAGCCCGUGGUUCAGUUCAUCGCAACUCAAGUCAGUCGUCCCCAUAAUCAACGUCUGCAUCGACCAUAUGAUGGCCAAACUGCAGGACAACGCCGGCGACGGACACGACUUCAACAUCUACUCGCUUCUGGAGGGCCUCACGAUGGACACCAUCGACAGGUCGGCCUUCAGUAUACGCACCGACAUUCAGGACCAGUUUGAGGGCAACCCUCUGAUUGAGGCCACGAGAGGCGUCUUCUCCAUCAAGCCGUCCGACUUCUUGGCCUCACUAUUGCUGUGUUUA
This is a messenger RNA of Oppiella nova, 444 nucleotides long. The record is from the annotation of a GenBank genome assembly. Lineage: Eukaryota; Metazoa; Arthropoda; Arachnida; Sarcoptiformes; Oppiidae.